Cordyceps fumosorosea ARSEF 2679 is the source of this 1605-nucleotide messenger RNA. Its product is annotated as cytochrome P450 61. Gene Ontology annotation, molecular function: heme binding; iron ion binding; oxidoreductase activity, acting on paired donors, with incorporation or reduction of molecular oxygen. The record is from RefSeq and is a predicted model, not a curated record. The transcript is spliced from 4 exons. Gene Ontology annotation, biological process: sterol metabolic process. Lineage: Eukaryota; Fungi; Ascomycota; Sordariomycetes; Hypocreales; Cordycipitaceae. Bases 1 to 1605 code for a protein of 534 amino acids.
AUGGCUGCCGCCGUCAACGUUUCGUCGACCUUGAGCUCUGUUCUUGGAACCACCAAGUUCACGACUGCUAGUCUUCCCCCCCAAAUUGACUAUGUCAUUGACACAAUCACAUCGGCUAGUCCCUGGACUCUACUUCUGACGUUCUUUGCCAUGUGCGUCGUCUACGACCAGAUCUCGUACUUCCUCAACAAAGGCAGUAUCGCCGGUCCCCUGUUCAAGACGCCCUUCAUCGGUCCCUUCCUCGAGUCCAUGGACCCCAAGUUUGAAGAGUACCAUGCAAAGUGGCUCAGCGGCCCUCUCAGCUGUGUAUCUGUCUUCCACAAGUUCGUCGUUAUUGCCUCUACCAGAGAUCUAGCCCGCAAGGUCCUCAACUCUCCCGCCUACGUCAAGCCCUGCGUAGUCGAUGUCGCGCACAAGCUCCUCGGACACGACAACUGGGUUUUCCUCGAUGGCAAGGCCCACGUCGACUUCCGCAAGGGCCUCAACGGUCUCUUCACCCGCAAGGCUCUCGAACUCUACCUGCCCGGCCAGGAAGAAGUCUACAAGACGUACUUUGGGCGCUUCCUCAACGUUACCAAAGAGGCCAACGGCAAGCCCGUUCCCUUCAUGCCCGAGUUCCGCGAGCUCAUGUGCGCUGUCUCCUGCCGCACUUUCGUCGGUCAUUACAUCAGCGAUGAGGCUGUCAAGAAGAUUGCCGACGACUACUAUCUCAUCACCGCCGCCCUCGAGCUUGUCAACUUCCCCAUUAUCAUUCCCUACACUAAGACUUGGUACGGCAAAAAGGCUGCCGAUAUGGUGCUCGCUGAGUUCGCAAAGUGCGCUGCCAAAAGCAAGGUCCGCAUGGCUGCCGGUGGUGAUGUCACUUGUAUCAUGGAUGCCUGGAUUAUUCAGAUGAUCAAGUCGGACCGCUGGCGCGAGGCUCAGGAGAAGGGCGAGGAUGCUGGCGAGAAGCCGUCUCCCAUUCUCCGCAUGUUUGGCGACUAUGAAAUCUCCCAGACCAUCUUCACCUUCCUCUUUGCCUCUCAGGAUGCUACCAGCAGUGCCGCCACCUGGCUGUUCCAGAUUACCGCUCAGCGACCUGAUGUUCUUGAUCGUAUCCGUGAGGAGAACCUCAAGGUUCGCAACGGUGACCCCGACGCCGAGCUUACCAUGGAUCAGCUUGAAUCUCUCACUUAUACCCGCGCUGUCGUUCGUGAGCUCCUUCGUUACCGCCCCCCCGUGCUUAUGGUACCCUACCUCGUCAAGAAAGCUUUCCCAAUCACCGAUAGCUACACUGUCCCCAAGGGUUCUAUGUUGAUUCCCACCACGUACCUGGCUCUACACGACCCCGACGUGUAUGAGAACCCCGACCAAUUCGACCCUGACCGCUACUACCUUGGUGACGCUGAGGAAAAGGGCGCCAAGAACUAUCUUGUUUUCGGCACUGGUCCUCACUACUGCCUCGGCCAGGUCUAUGCUCAGCUCAACCUUGCCCUGAUGGUCGGAAAGGCGUCUGUUCAGUUGAACUGGACUCACCACCCCACCCCCGUCUCCGAGGAGAUUAAAGUCUUUGCAACCAUCUUCCCCAAGGACGACUGCCCUCUUACCUUUGAGAAGCGACAGUAA